Messenger RNA from Naegleria gruberi, 1983 nucleotides. RefSeq lists its product as uncharacterized. The coding region runs from base 1 to 1983 and encodes 660 amino acids. Lineage: Eukaryota; Heterolobosea; Eutetramitea; Acrasida; Naegleriidae. The record is from RefSeq and is a predicted model, not a curated record. The transcript is spliced from 2 exons.
AUGCUUGAUGUUCAGUCCUCUUUACAAGAUUCAAAAACAAUACAUGAAUUAUCAUCAGCAACAACACCACAACAACAAUUAUUUGGAAAAGGUUCCUCUUCUUCUACCAGUUUAGUCUUACCAUUGACUGGACUAAACCUUUCCAAUAACAAUACUACUAGUAAUUCUAUUAAUAUUAAUAAUAAUAAUACCAAUGGUCUGUCUUCUAAUAGUAGCAGACAAUAUGUAUCAGAUACAACAAGUGUACAAACUAAUAAUCGAUCAGAUUCGUCCAAUAGGAAUCGAAUAGGAUUAGUGGAUUACACAAUGUCAGAUUCUAAAGAUGACGAUACUCAUCUAUUGAUGCUACAACAUUCCACUAAUAAUAAUACUAAUCCUCAACAAGUUUCGUCUAUCCUUUCGAAUACAACAUCAACAGCUUAUCAGCAACAAGUCUUUCACUCUACUGCACCAACACAACUGCAUGGCAACAACACAGGACACAACAAGAUUUUAUCAUCGAAUAACGAUUCUUCCAUAAUAUUACCCAACGUUUCGUCCCAACUUUCGAAUAGCAACAUGUUUGUUUCUUGCAUAAACAAAUCAGCAAAUUCUGUCCAUUUUAAUAACAACCAGUCAAUGUCUAACAUGCAAUCUGAUACAAUGGAGGCAUCAGAAGGAAUUUUCAUGCCAAACUCGCAAAACUCUAGGAAUAGUACAACAACAGGAUUGGUUUCGAAUAACUCCACGAUGAUGCAUGUAGCAUUCUCAACUCAAAAAAACAUGCAAAAUGGUCAACCAACAUGCUCCUCAUCAUCGUCAUUGGAAAAUCAACAUCAACCACAACAUGCAUUACAACAAACGAAUGUUGGUAUAAACUCGACUAAUCCAAACUAUCAAUUCCUAAUUAAUCAAAUGCAACAAACACCAUCAUCAUCAUCAUCAUCCAUGAGAAUGCUUCCAAAUGCAACAUUGAACAUGCAAUUGAAUGCGAACAUUUCAUCAUCUCUACAAAUGGUAAACAAUCAGACGACGACGACAACAAACUUUUCAAAUUCUUCUUCCAACAUUCAAAACAUUCCAACGACAUUUAAUUCAAUGAUUGUGGAAUAUCAGACAAUGCCACUUUCUGUCAGUAAUCAAACAAAUCAAUUGACAUCCAUUGGAAUGCAUGAUGAAACCAUGUUGAAAUUGGAUUUGGAAGAUUUUGUGAAUACGUUACAUAGUGAGGAAUAUAGAGUCUAUAUGGAUAUGAAUAAUCUCGUUUCGAAUAGUUACCAUUCGAAUAGUAUUGUAGUGAAUCAUCCUUCACAACAACAUCCUUUAACGUCAUCUUCUAAUUUACCUCAACAACAAAUAUCAUCACUACAUGUAAAUCCACCUCCUAAUUUUGUCCCUUCUUCCAAUUUAUUGAAUAAUCCCAACCUUUCGAAUAUUGCAAACAACAAUUUGCAUAUUAUCUCUUCUCAACAACAGCAAUUGCAACCAAUCAACAUUAACAACAUGCAAAGAGUUGUUUCUCUAAAUCUAGCAACCAUUGUAAAAAUCAUCCCAAUAUCUUCAACAAUGAGUAGUAGUAAUCAACCAACUCUCACACCACAACUUGUUUCCAAUAUUUCCACCACAACUCAAAAGAUUAUUCCACCACCACCACCAACAAGUGUAAAUAUUGGAAACAAUGCAAAUGUUGAUACACCCAGAGAAUAUGUCAUUCACGAAAAUGAAUAUGACAGAAAAAAGACUCCAAAAUCCAAAAAGAGGCAAUCAAUUGACUAUUGCAAUCAAAAGAAGAUGGAAUUUAAGAUGGAAAUUUCAACAAAGCAUCCUCAACCGAAUCCUGUGCAAGUAGUUGUUACCUCGUCAUCUUCAGUAAGCACACCACAAAGUAAUACAACACCAACAACAAAUUCUUCAAGUAUAAUGAUGGGUCAAUAUGUCAACAACAACAAUAAUUCAUUUUACAAUGAACCACAAAUGGAUGAGAAUCCUGAAGAAAAUAAAUGA